Magnusiomyces paraingens is the source of this 1149-nucleotide messenger RNA. RefSeq lists its product as uncharacterized. Bases 1 to 1149 code for a protein of 382 amino acids. The transcript has a single exon. The record is from RefSeq and is a predicted model, not a curated record. NCBI's taxonomy places the organism in Eukaryota, Fungi, Ascomycota, Dipodascomycetes, Dipodascales, Dipodascaceae.
AUGUCUUAUCGGAUUCCAUCUUCAUUUCUACGAAAAGGAUGCUCUUUACAUCCCACUCCACUGUUUUCUAAAACUUCAACCGCACGGAAGUACCGGCCAUGCUUUCGCGCUGGUUUGAUCUCUUCAAAAUCUGAAAAUAUAAAAUGGUACUGCGGUCCAACACUGUCAAAGCGGAGUUAUGCCACUGCUUCUUCUAGCGAAGCUCCUUCUGAGGAGCCACCUAUUAAUGUUUCUUGGCCUACCGUCCAACACCCCACACCAUAUGAGAUCUUUCAUAUUUCCCAAGGCACCAAAAUUGAUAAAAAGUUCAUCAAAAAAACAUUUCAUAAAUUUGCUAAGAUCUAUCAUCCUGAUGCGACUCUUGCCUCAGACGGAUUACAUGAUAGUCUGACGCCAGAACUUAAAGAAGAUCGUUUCAAAAAGAUCGUUGCUGCUUACGAUAUCUUAAAAGACGACGCGAAACGCCGUGAUUUUGAUCUUUUCAACAAGGGCUGGGAGGAUUCGCCAAGAUCCCGCUCAAAAAACGUCUAUGGUCGUGACUUUAGCCGCGCUACAAGAUAUAAGACCAAUAUCACAUAUGAGGAUGACAGCUGGGCUGCCUUUCACAAUGACUAUCGCCAACAUAUGCAGCAGCAGGAUCCUGCGUAUCAAAAAUCCCAAUGGGAAGCUCACAAAAAAAUGGUUUUGUAUCUUCUUAUUGGCUCCUUAGCUGUCGGUGCUAUUCAAUUUAGCUUUCUUAUGAAUCAUGCAACAAAUGCUGUUGAAGUUCGCAAAGAAACCUCUAGAAAAACAUUUCACGAUUUGUCCCUUGCUCUCACAAAUUAUGGGUUUGGCUUCUCCAAGGAGGAAAGAAUCAACCGGUUUUUAGCUCACAGAGAAACCAGUGAGAUGUAUGAUAAUUCAUGGGAACGCCAGGAUAACCUGUGUACUUCAUCCUUUUUAUCAGUGUCUAAUGAUCGCUACGCCCGUAGCACAGCUCGGGAAAAACAAAAUAAGGAAGCUAGUUCCACCAGUUCGAGCCCAACUUCAGAUUCGAUAUCCGAUUCCACUCCAGUUAUAGCAAAUAAUUCGACUACUGCUGAUUCUAGUAUUAUUCCUUCAUCUGCAAAUACGAUUCCAUCAGCGACACCACACUCAACAUCUGCAUAG